AUGGGAGGGAAUAACAAGGAAUCAGACCCUUCCUUAGGUUUUCUUACUAAGAAGGACACUGAAGUUAAGCUUCCUCGUCCCACCCAUGUGAAGAAUAAGACUCCUGCCGCGAUUCAGAUCACUGCGGAGCAGAUUCUCCGUGAAGCACGAGAAAGGCAAGAGCCUGAAAUCCGACAACCAAAGCAGAAUCGUCUCCGCAAGCGCAAGGAAUUCGAAGAUCUUAUCCGCCGCGUCCGAUUGAACGACAGCGUUUGGAUCAAGUACGCUCAAUGGGAGGAAUCGCAGAAGGAUCACAUCCCAAAAGGGCGUGCAGAAGACCCGUAUAGAAAAAUUGUAUCUUUUGAGAAGCAAUACGGUGAUAAGGAUGGUAUAGAGGAUGCCAUUGUUGCGAAGAAGAGAAGGUUUCAGUACGAGGAUGAAGUGAGGAAGAACCCAAUGAAGUACGACACGUGGUUUGAUUACAUUAAGUUGGAAGAAAGCGCAGGAAACAAAGAUCGAAUUCGCGAGGUUUACGAGAGAUCUGUCGCCAACGUUCCUCCAGCUGAAGAGAAGCGAUAUUGGAAGCGUUAUAUAUAUUUGUGGAUUAACUAUGCUUUAUUUGAAGAACUUAAUGCACAAGAUAUGAGCCGGACUAGAGAUGUAUACAGGGAAUGUCUUAAUUUAAUUCCACAUGCAAAGUUUUCGUUUUCUAAAAUUUGGUUAAUGGCUGCUAAGUUUGAAAUAAGGCAAUUAAACCUGAAAGCUGCCAGACAAAUCCUUGGAAACGCCAUUGGAAGAUGCCCGAAACAUAAAAUAUUCAACAAGUACAUCGAGAUAGAACUAAACCUUGGAAACAUUGAUCGAUGUCGAAAGCUAAAUGAAAAGUAUUUGGAAUGGUCUCCCGAGAAUUGCUACGGUUGGAUAAAGUAUGCAGAGCUAGAGAAAGACCUAAUUGAAACCGAGAGGGCUAGAGCUAUCUUUGAGCUUGCAAUUGCUCAACCAGCUCUCGAUAUGCCUGAAGCUCUAUGGAAGAAAUACAUUGACUAUGAAAUAUCACAAGCAGAAUUUCAAAGAGCUAGAGAACUGUACGAGAGGCUUUUGGAUAGAACAAAACAUGUUAAGGUUUGGAUUAGUUAUGCUGAAUUUGAGGCUUCUGCUGUGGAAAACCUGGACUCAGCCAAAUGCCUUGAACGGAGGAGAGGAAUAUUUGAGAGAGCCAUAAACCAUUUUAGAACCUCAGCCCCGGAACUGAAAGAAGAGAGAGCUAUGCUGUUGGAGAAGUGGUUGGUUGUUGAACGCAAAUUUGGAGAUUUGGGCGAUGAGAGUUUAGUCCGUUCGAAGAUGCCCAAGAAACUAAAGAGGAGACGGCAGAUAGGAGCGGAGGAUGGUCUCGAAAGAUACGAAGAAUACAUUGACUACUUGUUCCCAGAAGAAACACAAGCACCAACUCUGAAGAUUCUCGAAGCUGCGUACAAAUGGAAAAAGCAGAAGCAGUCAGCCAACGAUGAAGAAGAAGAUUAGUUCCCUGUUUCUUUUUUUUUAAUGUUUUGU
This is a messenger RNA of Impatiens glandulifera, 1530 nucleotides long. Its product is annotated as crooked neck-like protein 1. Gene Ontology annotation, biological process: mRNA splicing, via spliceosome; spliceosomal complex assembly. Gene Ontology annotation, cellular component: Prp19 complex; post-mRNA release spliceosomal complex; precatalytic spliceosome. The transcript is spliced from 7 exons. The record is from RefSeq and is a predicted model, not a curated record. NCBI's taxonomy places the organism in Eukaryota, Viridiplantae, Streptophyta, Magnoliopsida, Ericales, Balsaminaceae. Gene Ontology annotation, molecular function: protein binding. Bases 1 to 1500 code for a protein of 499 amino acids.